ACAUUUGCAUUUCGACCCCUCGCAUUUUGGUUAUGUUUACUCUCCCACUGUUCAUUUCAUUUCCCCCCUCCUUCAGCAGCUCCAAUCAUCAUGCAGCCUCCUCGGUGCCAUCUCUCAAUUUCAGAGCUAGAGAGAGAGGUUACUGGUGAGGUUGAUGAUGGUGGCUGUUGAAAUCUGCAGAGCAUAGACUUUUCUUCUCUGCAAAGCCUCUCUCUCUCUCUCUCUCUCUCUCUCUCUCUCUCUCUCUCUAGAGAGAGAUGGGCCCAUGUGAAAGAUUUUCCAAACUGUGUUCUUCCUUUUUCUCUGUGGAGCCAAGACCAACGCCAUUGUGGUUGUAAAAUUGUAAUAAAGCUUCAACUUUUACUUCUUCCUCUCUCUCUGUUCUUGUCAAAAGAUAGAUGCCCACCAUAGAAAAAAGGAGUAUUCUUUUCCCUAUUUGAAUGUUGAACAGUAGAAAUUUUUUGUUGAAUCAUUUUUUGACAUUAGAUCUCUGAGUUUUUCUCAACGGAGAUCUCUUCCUACUAAUAGUUUUUUUCCCUCUGGAUUUUUCAUGAACUCUAGAAACUGAAGCUAUAUGUUUUUUUUUUCUGUUUCCAAAAUAAACGCUUUUGCCUUUCCCCCAAAAUCAUCCCACGAUCCCAAAGCUUCCCAAACCUGGAAAAGUUGUCAGAUCAACAAUAUGGCUGAAGAUUCCAACAUAAGAGUUAUAUGCUUGUCCUCUGUUUGAAGUUUACAAGCUUGAAUCAUGCUUCAGGGAUUCAUUUGCUUAGCUUAACUUUUGACGUCUUCUUUCACACCUUGGCUUCAAAGAAAUAUCAAUUUCUUUUUCAUCCCUUCCCCGUUUCAUCGCUGGCUAAAGCUUGGCGCUGGUUCAGGGUCUCUUGAGGUGGAAAGAGAUCAUCUUUGUGUCUUGGCAUCAAAAGAAAGCUUUCGAAAUAGCUUGAGCAUUAGUUUUGGCGCAACAGCUUUUAGAUUUCUAGGGUUUUGUUCUUCUUUUCUUACUUACCUUGGAAUCUUUUUAUCCAUAUACAUAUGUACAUACAUAUGUAUUGACCAGUUACAGCUACAACCACUGUUCCUUUUCUUGGAAGUUUGGAAUCAAAGGAUGUCAGAAGAAUUUUAGGCUCUACUCAAGUCGAUAAAAGAGGGAAAAAUUAGAAAAGGAAAAUACUAAACUGAAUGUCAUAAAAAACCAUGGCAAAGAAAAUUCAACGACGUGCUGCCCGGCAUGAAAGAGAUCAGUUAGGCUGCAUGUCGGGAUUUAUCAGUAUGUUUAAUUUCCGCCAUGGACGGUAUGCACAUAAGCUGCUGGUAGACCGAAGGGAUGGAACCAAACGUGUUUCUGGAAAGAACACAGGAAAUCCUAGGAACGAUGAGCCUGACAAGCCUGAAUGUUGCGACAAGGGUUCUCAAGAAACCGUUGUUGGUGGAGAAAGAAAUGUCACGAUAACGGUUAUCAAGCCAAGUGUGAAGAAACUUAUAGAACAAGAGCUGUUCAUUGACAGAGAAAUAAAGGAGAGGGACAAUUGUGAAGGACAGGUAUCAGACUCUGAGAUAGAAAGCUGUAGAAGGAAGAACCAAAGGAGAAUAAACAAGACUCGUGGGAAAAGCUGCAGCAACUUUGGCCACAUAAAUGUCUUUGACAAUGCAGAGCUUGAUGUUAGUUGUAGUAAUCAGAAGCAUCGUCAGUCUAUGAGCAGUCUUGACAUUGACAAUAUGAUCGAAGAGUUUUGUUGUGAGAUUCAUCACAGAAAUAGAAGCCGCAUGAAGAAAAAGAAGCUGAACCAGAGUCACGAAGACUAUAAAGAAAGACUGAGGGAACUGGUCAAGUUUUUAAUUAGUCAGAAGCUUUUACACGGCACCCGUCCCAGAGAAGAUAGUGAAAUCCUUACAUCUAAAGAUUUGAUGGAAGUGUUUCAGAUCCUGGGUUCAGAUGAGGAAUUGUUUCUCAAGCUUUUGCAAGAUCCAGAUUUACUUGUGCCAAGAGAUGUUCAAGAUUUACAAAACCGUCAAAGUGACAAAGAAGAAGAAAAUCCAACUUUGUUUGAGAAAUCCAAUGCAUCAGAGCAAUCCAAUUCGCCAGCUGGUAAGAAACAGUCUAGCCUUUUCAGACUGAAGGACAGACAAGAAAGAUUUAAUCAUAACGAAUGUGAAUCUUCAGAGAGAAUCAUCAUUCUGAAGCCCGGACCAGCGAGCUUGUUAAGUCCAGAAAGGGAGAAUAAUCACAGUCCACCACCUGGACCAACUCUGAUGAGAAACAAGGUGCAAAAUGAAAGGAUCAGUUCACAUUUCUUUCUCUCUGAGAUCAAGAGGAAGCUGAAACAAGCAAUCAGAAAGGAGCAUCAGGUACCGCCACGUGAUGGCAGAUCUGGAGAGGGGUUUCGGAAGAGUGUGCCAACUAAAGAUCAUUUCUUUAUUGAACGGAUGGCAAGGCCUUCAAUGACUGAAAAGAAACCACCUAAAGUUUUACAAAAACAUGAGAAGGUUGACAAAAAGCAAAGGGUGUCUAAUAUUUAUAUCGAGGCCAAGAAACAUCUGUCGGAGAUGUUGAACAAUGGAGAUCCGGAUCCGACCUCAACAAAUAAACAGAUUCAGAGAACCCUCGGAAGGAUACUCUCUCUUCCUGAAUAUUUGUCUCCUCAUGGCAGCCCAGGAAGAAGACAAAAGCAAAUAUCUUCAACUGUGCAUAGGAGAUCUGCUUCGGCGGAUUUCCCAAGUGUUGAAGGAAACAAGAAAGAAUCUUAUGAGAGCCCACCAGGUCAUGCCAUGGAAAAUGCUGAACUUCAGCUGCACCAUUUUAACAACCCUGACAGUUGUAUCGAGUCUCUUCAACCAGCCACUAGUGAACUUACUGAAGAAAAUGUUGAUAAAGAGGAUGAAACUCAAAUGGAAGACAAAAUUUCUUCAGAAGAUGUCAUAAUUGACGAAGAAAUUGAAAGAACUCCAGAGGAAGAGGAUGCAAACUCCAGCGUGUUAUCUGGCCAAGAUAGCCCAUCCAUGUACAAGAGCAACCAGAUUGUUGAUGGCAUUUUCAUAGUUGAAGAUCAUGGUGGGCUGAAGGAAUGUGAAAUCUCGAAACAGGCAUGUCUUGAAGAGAGCCAACCACCAGGGUCUUCCUCGGUAGAGUCACUGUCUAACUCUUUAGCUAAAACUGAGGAACCCAAAUCAAGUGCUCUUGAUUUGCCAGAGUGGUCAAGUCCCGUUUCUGUUCUUGAGCCGUUGUUCGUUGAAGAUGAUAUAAGCCCGGCAAGAAUGCGGUCAUGCUCAGGUGAAGCACUAGUGCAACCAUAUUGUAUCCAAUUCGAAGAAAAUGAUUCUGCAGCUGGAAAUCAAGAGAACUGUGUGAAAACUGUAAAGGAUGACAAAGAUCUGGUGUUUAAGUAUGUCAAAGCCGUUUUGGAUGCAGUAGACUCGGAUUGGGAAGAGCUGUAUCUGAAGUCGCAAACUUCAGAUCAACUUCUGGAACCAGUGUUGAUCAGCAACGUACUGUUCUAUCCAAACCAGCUCUGUUCUGAUCAUGAGCUGCUCUUUGACUGCAUCAAUGAAGUUCUCUUGGAUUUCUGCAGUUGUCCUCCAUGGGUUUCGUUCUAUAAACCCAGAACCCGAGUCUUCUCUAGCGUCAAAAGCAUCAUUCAUGAGGUUCAAGAAGCGGUUUAUUGGAAUCUUCUACAGUUACCACUUCCUCGUGCAUUAGAACAAAUAGUCAGGAAAGACAUGGCUAGAGCUGGAAACUGGUUAGAUACCAGAGAGGACACUGACAGCAUUGGCACUGAGACUGGCGAACUGAUUCUCAAUGAAUUACUAGAAGAACUCAUACUCAACUGUAUGAACACUGAUGAAACCCUGGUUCUGGCCGAGGUAAAGGACGACGAAAGUGUCCUCCCCGUCCCAUAGAGAUGAACAAGAAUUUUACGUCUACUCACAACCCUUGUUGAAUCUAGUCCCGGGCGAGGAUAAGGGCAAGCUCCUCUUCAGCACUGUCAUUGCUAACUUCAUGAGCACAGAACGCUCCAACAUUACAUUACACCAAUAAUAACGGCUAGAGCAGGUGGCUGAAACAAACCGAGAGAGCGAGUGGAGAUCAAGACCCAUAAAGGUUCUUGCUUGAUGUGGGUCACUUCAAAAUCCACCUUCAGAGACAGAGAGCAUUCUGCCUCUUUUCAGGACAUGUAAGAUUUCUUUGUCUGUGUGUCUCUGUGUGUGUGUGUGUGAUAGAGAGAGAGAUGUUCUUCUUGGGUUUCUUUUUUCCUUCUUUCUUUUUGUUGUCUCACUUAUUAGUCUUCAGCAUUUGCCAUGUGGUUUAGGUUAUGCUGUGCUCUCCUCCGGUUUGACUUUUUGUGGUCAAAAACAGGGGGAAACCACAUGCCUCGGGCUCGGAUAUGUAAUAAUGUAUUUGAAUAGGCCUUAUAUUACUGAUAUUCCCACAUAGAAAGAUACAAUUAACA
Tarenaya hassleriana is the source of this 4445-nucleotide messenger RNA. RefSeq lists its product as uncharacterized. The record is from RefSeq and is a predicted model, not a curated record. The coding region runs from base 1195 to 3894 and encodes 899 amino acids. Lineage: Eukaryota; Viridiplantae; Streptophyta; Magnoliopsida; Brassicales; Cleomaceae. The transcript has 7 exons.